Mobula hypostoma (lesser devil ray) is the source of this 1787-nucleotide messenger RNA. RefSeq names its product chromosome 3 C10orf67 homolog (gene c3h10orf67). The coding region runs from base 36 to 1787 and encodes 583 amino acids. The record is from RefSeq and is a predicted model, not a curated record. Lineage: Eukaryota; Metazoa; Chordata; Chondrichthyes; Myliobatiformes; Myliobatidae. Gene Ontology annotation, molecular function: nucleic acid binding. The transcript has 17 exons.
AUGGUGACAGCGGCGCCGAACCGGCUAGCUCCACAAUGGCGGCGAUACAUUCCCCCGUUGAGGCCGUACACAGCAGCAACGAGGACAUGGACCCUCUGAUGCCUCAUUCCAUCGGAGAGAGCUGUUUGCCAGGUGCUUCACCUUCAGAUCAGUUAAAGAUUGGCUUCUUUAAAACAGACCGUGCUACUCAAACUGAUGUCAGUGACAUAUUGGAACUGAAAGAACUGAGUACUGCAGUUGAGACUCUGGUGAAGGAAAUUAUGAUACUUAAGAAUAGAGUGGAAUCUAAUAUACUGAUAUUAGAGGCAGACUACCAAAUGAAACUUGAAGAACAAUGCACACAUCUUUAUCAAAGGAUGAAUGACCACAAUUCUUAUCUUAAGAAUAAGUAUCUGCAGAGAAUCGAAGUCCUUCGCAAUAGUUUUAGACAGCAGCUUGCUAACGCAAUAGCAAAGAUCAAUGCUGAAUGCACAAUUCCACAGUUUUCAGAUCUCAACAUCAUCAAGGCUGUCUGGGAUUACACAGAGAAAUGGAAGCAAGCAAGAAAGCUAAAGUGUGCAGAAGAACCGUGGCAAGUUUUCCAAGAUGCUUGGAACAACCUUCCAGCUGAUAUUCUUAUAAUACUGCAUGACAGUGUACUUAAGAGAACUGAUGCCGUUUUAAAGGCAAAGGAUAGUCACGCUAAAUAUGUUUACUGUUUACAGCUCUUUAUAAAAUAUUGUACAGAACUGAGUAAAAAGAAUAAGACAACUCAUGAAGACAGCAUCACAACCUUAAGUGCUCUCAAACAAAAAGAUUUACUCAUUUCAUCAUUAAAAGAAAGAUUAGAAGAGUAUGAGAAUUCAAGACAGACUGAUAUGAUCAAUUUUGACUUGAAGAACGAAUUUGAGAAGGAGAAGCUUAUUGAAGAAAAUCAAGGACUGAAGGAACAAAUUAACUCAUUGGUGCAGGAUGCCGAAAAUAUGUCAAAAACGAUUAUUUUGAAAGAAAUGCAAAUAGAUGAAUUAGGUAAUACCAGCCGGCUAAACAGCAGGGGCAAAGCAAUGAAGGUCAAGGGUAGUGCUCAGGAUAGUGAACUUGUAGCUUUAAAAGAGAAAAGUGAAAACACUGAACAGAAAAUGCAAAAGUUAUUUCAGUCUGAAGAAUAUUUGAAAAAAGCAUUGCAAAAUGAAAAACUAAAAGGGAAACAAAUGUUGGAACUACAGAAGUUACAAAUGGAAAAGAUGUUACAUGUUACAUUGCUGAAGAUGGAAGAAAGUGAACAAGCUUCCAGAGAGCUGUCUGAAUCCUUAAAAGAAAAGGAAACUCAAUUAAUUCAUCAGAUGGAAAUCGCAUCUCUGCUGAAGCAAGUACCUAUAGUUGAGAAGGAAGCUCAUCCAGUGGAGGAAACUGAGCCCGUGAAUAGUGAUGAAAUCAUUGAAGAGCUAAAAAGUCUCAGGAAGAAAGACAGAGAGCAAAGAAAAAUUAUAGAAGAUCUUAAUAAACAGCGAGAUCGAUCAAAUCGAAUUUGGGAAAAGAAAUUUGCAAUACUGAAGCAGAGCUAUCAUGCAAUAAAGGAUGAGAUGUAUCUGAGAUGUUCUUUGCAACGGCAAGCACCAUCGCUGCACUGUGCUUUUACACAUAAUAUAAUUGGAGAAUUUCCUUGGAUUGAUUUUCGAGCAAAAAAUAAUUUUUCUCCAUAUUUCCCAUUGCCUCAGAUAGGGUCCCAAUCAGCACCACAAACAGCUCAAAGAGAGCAUAAAAUGGACAGAGCUCCAAGUGCACCAGAAGCUGUUAAUUUAAGGUAA